AUGGAGAAAUACUUAGAUGGUAUUUGAAAAUAUUUAUAAUUGAAGCUAUGAGAUAUAAGAUUUUUAUGAUAACUUUAGAUAAUGAAAGACUUACAAUAGAUUAAGCAGCUAAAUUGGCAUGGUUAAUAUAAUUUGAAUUCAUAAAAGGAAGGCAAAUGGUAUCCAACUUGGAAGGGAGAAAAAUUAGAUGCUGGAGGGGAUUAUUUAUAAAAUGGAUUAAAGAAUGGUGAAUGGAAAAAGUUAAGCUAAAAUCUCUGGGAGUAAUUUGAUAUUUUAUGUUUUAGCAAAGCUUAAGUAUUUGAAAAAGGGAAGUAUGAAAAUAAUAAAAAAUGUGGUAUUUGGUAUAUUAUCCAAAAUAAUUAAUUACUGUAUUAUAAUUUAACAAUCAUUAAGAGGUGAGGGCUCUUAUUCAUAAAAUGGCUUAAAAAAUGAGUGAUGGUUUGAUUUACAUGAAAAUUAUCAUGAUUAUUUAAUAUUAUCUAUUGAAUAGAGGGAAUCAAUUCAUUCUUAAUGGAGAGUAAUUGGAAGGAUAAAAGAUUAACCAGUGGAAUAUACUAUAAAAGGGGAGAUAAAUGUAAGAAGAUUUCUUUAUUUUUUAAGUGAUGGAGGAUAUCAUAAUAAAAUAGGAAAAAAAGGAAGGUAAUUGGAUAGAAUUGCAUAAUAAUUUUAAUGAGUAUAAAUAUAUUCAAAAUGUAGAAAUAAUCAAAUAAUUGAGUCAGGAAAAUAAGAAAAUGGAAACAGAAUUGAAUAAUGGGAUUUUAAAUUUGAAGGAAAAAAAAAUGUACAAUAUUGAUAUUAAUAUUAAAGUGGUGGUGGAUGAUACUCUCUCGAAGGAAAUAAGAAUGGAAUAUGGAAAGAAUUACAUAACUAUUAUUCUAAUUAUUCAAUACAUAAUUAAUGGCUCCAGUUUCAACAGCAUAAGAUGAAUAUUAUAGUCUUUAUACUCAAUAAAAUAUGAAAGAUUAGCUAAAUACAGAAUACUUCUAUGAAAUUUAAACAAAUCAAAUUAGUAAAUCUUGA
Messenger RNA from Paramecium primaurelia, 1020 nucleotides. The record is from the annotation of a GenBank genome assembly. Lineage: Eukaryota; Ciliophora; Oligohymenophorea; Peniculida; Parameciidae.